This is a messenger RNA of Adineta ricciae, 993 nucleotides long. NCBI's taxonomy places the organism in Eukaryota, Metazoa, Rotifera, Eurotatoria, Adinetida, Adinetidae. The record is from the annotation of a GenBank genome assembly.
AUGUCAUCGUUAGGCAGUACAUUUCUUUUGAUUCAACAACAAUUAACUCGUUGUGUCUAUUCAAGUUAUCUAACUUUUGGUAUUAUUGGUUGCAUUCUUAAUAUUAUACUCCUAAACCGACGGCCAUUUCGCACGAUGUCUUGUUGUGUGUAUUUCAGUGUAGGUUCAGUGCCAAUGUUAAUCUCUCUACUUUUUGGUACUUUACCACAUUUAUACGCACUCUCUGGUAUCAAUCCAAUAAUAACAAAUGUCACCUUUUGUCGAGUCCGUUUUUAUAUAGUUCAUUCGAUGACUUUCAUGUAUCGAUGGCUUUUGGCUGCUGCAUGUUUUGAUCGUUAUGUACUGACUUCAACAAAUAAUCGAUUAAGAAAUUUAGCAUCAGUUCGUAUUGCUUAUCGUGUAAUUGUAAUAAAUAGUAUUAUUUGGUUAGUAUUACCCAUACAAAUUCUUAUUCUCUUCAAUGUAAGAGAUAAUAAAUGCGGAAUUGUCUAUGACAUUAAUGCGGCACUUUAUUUCAGUUGCUAUGUUCUUAUAUUUGGAUGUUGUCUUCCCAUUACUAUUAUGAUUAUUUGUGCUAUGCUUAUUCAUAGAAAUCUUCGUCUCAAAAGGCAACGUCGUUUAGAACUUUCAUUACAUGGUCAUAAUGGCGAACAAAAUGCAGAAAAAAAACGUGAUCAACAAGUAUUUGCAAUGCUUUUGCUUCAAGCAGUCGUUUUUAUCGUAACUUUAACACCUUGGACUAUUCUAAAUUUUUAUAAUGCCUUAACAAUUUAUAUUACAAAUAAAUCAACAGACCGUGUGGCUAUUGAACAAUUUAUUGCUUAUAUAGCUGAAAUAAUAAUAGUUUUUUUUCCUGCUACAUCAUUCUAUGUAUAUACAAUGGUUUCAAAAGCAUUUCGCAUUGAAUUAAAAAAACUUUUCUCACAUUUAUUAUUAAUAUUCAAAUGUAAACGUCAUCCAAAUCGAAUUCAUGCAUUGGUCAAUGUCGGAUGA